This is a messenger RNA of Fonticula alba, 2962 nucleotides long. RefSeq names its product cytoplasmic aconitate hydratase. Bases 81 to 2798 code for a protein of 905 amino acids. Gene Ontology annotation, molecular function: aconitate hydratase activity; 4 iron, 4 sulfur cluster binding. The record is from RefSeq and is a predicted model, not a curated record. NCBI's taxonomy places the organism in Eukaryota, Rotosphaerida, Fonticulaceae. Gene Ontology annotation, cellular component: mitochondrion; cytosol. Gene Ontology annotation, biological process: citrate metabolic process; tricarboxylic acid cycle. The transcript has 5 exons.
GACUUGACCUGCCCGCCGGGACGCUCGCCCUCGGAUCUCAGGCUCAAUUCCCCUUUGCUUGUUUUUCCCACUCCCCAACAAUGUCCGGUCCCCAGGCUAACCCCUUCCAGAAGGUCCAGCAGGACCUCGUCGUCGGCGAGAAGGCUUUCAAGUACUUCUCCAUCCCGGCCCUGAACGACAAGCGUGUCGAGCAGCUCCCUUUCUCCAUCCGUGUGCUGCUUGAGGCGGCCAUUCGUAACUGCGACGAGUUCGUCGUCAACUCCUCCGAUGUCGAGAACAUCCUUGACUGGGUCAACACCAGCGAGAAGGACAUCGAGAUCCCCUUCAAGCCCUCUCGUGUGGUCCUCCAGGAUUUCACUGGUGUCCCCGCUGUCGUGGACUUCGCCUCCAUGCGUGACGCCAUGACCCGCCUGGGUGGUGACCCGGAGAAGAUCAACCCCCUGGUCCCGGCUGACCUGGUCAUCGAUCACUCCGUCCAGGUCGACUUCUUCGGCACCGGCGACGCCUACCAGAAGAACAUGGACCUCGAGUUCGAGCGCAACAUCGAGCGCUUCCAGUUCCUCAAGUGGGGCGCUGAGGCCUUCAAGAACAUGUUCAUCGUUCCCCCCGGCUCCGGCAUUGUCCACCAGGUGAACCUGGAGUACCUCGCCCGCCAGGUCUUCCACGACUCCGAGACCGGCACCCUCUACCCGGACUCCGUCGUCGGUACCGACUCUCACACCACCAUGAUCAACGGCCUCGGCAUUGUUGGCUGGGGUGUCGGCGGUAUCGAGGCCGAGGCCGUCAUGCUUGGCCAGGCCAUCUCCAUGGUCCUGCCCAAGGUCAUCGGCUUCAAGCUGACCGGUACCCUGAGCGCCACCGCCACCGCCACCGAUCUGGUCCUGACCGUCACCCAGAUGCUCCGUGCCAAGGGUGUCGUCGGCAAGUUCGUCGAGUUCUUCGGCCCCGGCUGUGCUUCCCUGUCCAUCGCCGAUCGCGCCACCAUCUCCAACAUGGCCCCGGAGUACGGCGCCACCGUGGGCUUCUUCCCGGCCGACGGCAACACCAUCAGCUACCUGCGCCAGACCGGUCGCGAUGAGGAGCGCCUGGCUUACAUCGAGGCUUACCUCAGGGCCCAGAACCUCUUCCGUGACUAUGCCACUUCCGGCUCUGCCGAGGACUCGGUCGUCUUCACCGAUGUCCUCGAGCUGGACCUGGCCACCGUGGCCCCCUGCCUGUCUGGCCCCAAGCGCCCGCACGACCGCGUCCUGCUGAGCGCCAUGAAGCAGGACUUCGCCUCCUGCCUGACCAACAAGGUCGGCUUCAAGGGGUUCGGCAUUGCCGAGGAGAAGCUCGCCACUUCUGUCCCCUUCCAGUAUGAGGGCCAGUCUUACGACCUGACCCACGGGUCGGUGGUCAUCUCCGCCAUCACCUCCUGCACCAACACCUCCAACCCCGAUGUCCUGGUGGCGGCCGGUAUGCUGGCCCGCAAUGCCGUGGAGGCUGGCCUCUCGGUCAAGCCCUACAUCAAGACCUCCCUGUCUCCCGGGUCCGGUGUGGUCACCAAGUACCUGGAGCACUCCGGCCUGCAGACCUACCUGGACAAGCUCGGCUUCUCCGUUGCCGGGUACGGUUGCAUGACUUGCAUCGGUAACUCCGGUCCCCUGCCGGAGGCCGUGUCGGCCGCCAUCGAGGCUGGCGAUCUGGUCGCCGGUGCGGUGCUCUCCGGUAACCGCAACUUCGAGGGCCGUGUCAACCCCCACACCCGUGCCAACUACCUGGCCUCGCCGCCCCUGUGUGUGGCCUACGCCCUGGCUGGCAACCUGAACGUCGACUUCGAGACCGAGCCCAUCGGCACCGGCAAGGAUGGCCAGGCCGUUUUCCUGAAGGACAUCUGGCCCUCUCGCGAGCAGAUCCAGGCCGCCGUCAAGGAGCACUUCCUGCCCAGCAUGUUCAAGGAGGUCUAUGAUGGCAUCACCACCGCCAACGAGUCCUGGAACAAGCUCCAGCCCCCCACCGGUCGCCAGUACGCCUGGGACACCGAGUCCACUUACAUCAAGUGCGCUCCCUUCUUCGAUGGUGUCAAGGGUGCCGACACCGAGCCCAUCCAGCCCAUCAUCGGUGCCCGGUGCCUGCUGAAUGUCGGCGAUUCCAUCACCACCGAUCACAUUUCCCCGGCCGGGUCGAUUGCCAAGAACUCGGCCGCCGCGCGCUACCUGAUGGAGCGCGGUGUGGCCCCUCGUGACUUCAACUCCUACGGUGCUCGCCGUGGUCAUGAUGAGGUCAUGGCUCGUGGUACCUUCGCCAAUGUGCGCCUGGCCAACAAGCUGGCCCCGGCCGUCGGCCCCAAGACCACGCACUUCCCCUCGGGCGAGCUGCUCGAUGUCUUCGAUGCCGCUGCUCGCUAUGGCUCUGAGAAGGUGCCGCUUGUCAUCCUGGCCGGUGCCGAGUAUGGUUCCGGUUCUUCUCGUGACUGGGCCGCCAAGGGUCCCUUCCUGCAGGGUGUCCGCGCCGUUGUGGCCGUCACCUAUGAGCGCAUCCACCGCUCCAACCUGGUCGGCAUGGGUAUCAUCCCCCUGCAGUUCAAGGAGGGCGAUUCCGCUGAUGCCCUUGGCCUGACUGGCAAGGAGACCUUCGACAUUGCCCUGCCCGAUGACAUCCGCCCUGGCAUGGACAUCACUGUGGCUGCUGUGGCCGAUGACGGCCAGCGCACCGAGUUCCAGGCUGUCCUGCGCUUCGAUACCGAGGUUGAGAUUGUCUACUUCCGCAACGGCGGUAUCCUGCAGUACAUGCUCCGCAAGCUGCUGACCGGCAACUAGAUCAAGGAUGCUCUCGGGGCUGUUGGCACUUGUGCGCGUGCGUGAUGUGCACACAUGUAUGUGCACCAGUGUGCGAGGAGGCGGCGUGUGCGUGUGCAUGGUGCAGCACACGAUGUUGCCAGUGUCUCUUUUUGCUGCAUGCGCGCGCGCCCCCCCCCCCCCCC